GGGAGGAACACUGGAUGUAUAAAGCUCCGAUCCACGUCGUCAAAACACCUCUGUUGUUGUUUGGGCACGGAAACUUUACGCGUAACCUGGACUUCACAGGCCUAGUGUCAAGCUCAUUUCCUGAGGAUUAAACCUGUAACCGGGAGUGGACUUUGUUCUUGAAACCAAGGCAGGAUUUCAGCAGACACGCCAGUGUUGUAGGCGUCUUCUCAUAUUUCACCCUGCACAUUUAAUGCGCUAUUGAAGGGAACAGUUCCGCAAUGGCUUCCACCGCCCCGGUUCUUCUGCUCCUGUUUGCCCUUUUGUUUUCGCCGACAGUCGCUGAUGAUAAUGACUGCAAGGGCUACUUUUCCAGUAGUGGUGUGUACAAGAACUCCAUCCAUUGCGGUUUUCUUCAGUUUUGCUGUGGGACCUGUGAUAACAGAUACUGCUGUUCCAAUCCGAUAAUUCAAUUAAACGAAGAUGCUCAGGAUGAUUGUUUUUUCAACAACAACUACAUCAACAAUGCAAAGCCUAUUGUUAUAGGCGUGACGAUAACGGGGAUUGCUAUCUUCGUUAUUAUCUUCAUCGUCUGCUGCGUCUGUCCCUGCUGCUGUAUCUACAAAAUGUGCAGAAAUCCCAGACCUGUGAUGGGAGCAACAACAACUACAGUCGUAACAACACAAUACCCUCAGCAGCCGGUCACCCAGGCAGUUCAGUACCCACCAUAUCAACCUAUGCCCCCUCAGUUUGGUUACGGCGCUCAGCCAGCCUAUGGAGGGCAACCCAUGCCAACUGGACCAUAUAAGGGACAGCCAUAUGUAGCAGGACCUCCACCACCAUAUCAGGAGGCUGGUGGCCCAGGAUAUCCUGCUCCCUACAGUCAGGCUGCAUAUGAUGGUGGCCAGGCAGGGUACCCCAUACAACCCCCAGCUCAGCCACCUCAACCAACAGACUACAGCUCGAAACAGCCAGCCUACAACCCCAACUAUUAGUCUCAUUAGUCACCGUGGAUUGUUGAUGGCUACGUAAUUCCAUGACCAGGUUCAGAGAAUAGCGCUAUUGUGGAUUUUACAGCUGCCGUGAACGCAUCCAAUCAUGUUGGAAAUAAAAUUAUUGUUCAUAUUAUUAUUAUUAUUAUUGGUGUUUUUAAAGGGAUAGUAAAGUCGUUCCAAACUCGUAUGACUUUCUUCUUUCAUUGAAUACAGAAGUUAUGCUGAAUGUUAGGGGCUGACAGCCUCAGUCACCAUUCGCUUUCAUUGUAUAGAAAAUAAACGCAAAUGGAAUUGAAUGGUGACUGAGGAUAACGUUUUGCCUUGCUCAAAUCAAAAAACAAAAAAAAGAAAGUCAUAGUGUCUUUGGUGGGUUUGUAGAGUAACUGAUGACUCUUAAUUUAAGCACCAAAGUCAUUUCUUUUACACGUCAUAAAUCUAUUUUUAUCCACUCCAACCAUUACUCGUGACUCCAAGCCAUCUUUUGAGUUCAGUUCCUUCUCGUUUUUGUUUAUCUCCAGUGAACAAAAGGGAAAUGCUUUUUCUAAUUAUAUAUAGAGAGAGAGAGAGAGAGAAAGCGAUAUCUAAAUAUCCUUAAAAAUAUAAAUAUAUUUACUUGAAGCAAUACUGCAUAUGAUUUUAAGGCUUGUUUUCAGAGAAUAUCCAGCAUCUUGAAAUUCUUUGUUCUUGUUUUCAGAAUUAACCUCUCUAAAUUUUGUUAGAUUAAUGCUAAAAAAAAAUGCAAAAAAAACAAUAUUUGAUUUUGAAUAAUUCAAGAUAUAUUGCCUGAUUUUGUUUUAAUAUACAUUAAACAAGUUUGCUCAUUAUAUUUAGAUUAAUUUACUGGAAAACAACAAAAAUACGGAUUAAGACUUUUUUCAGUGCAGUACUCUUUUCCAUCUUUAAAUGUCGUUAAUUGCCUUAAUUAUGAGGCUCAUUAGCUUCAUUUUUGUCCUGAGAACUUGCACACAUGUUUUUGUCGCUUUAUGAAGUUAUGUGGUUGGUGAACAUCAUGGUUAUCGUAAUUCCAGCUUGCUGUUUAGAUGUUUGCGUUUCACCAUUUUCAUUUUAUUCAGGUUUAUGCAUCUGUGAAUGUUCCUGCACAUCUGAAGUGUAUCGAUGUCUCCAUGUAAAAAGAUCCAGAAUAUGCCUUAUUUAAAAGCAGCUUAUGCAGCAAAUUACAUGUUAAUGGGACAGUUCAACAUUUACUCGCUUUCAUUUCCUUCCAAACCCAAAAGGUGUUCAUUGUUACAGGUUUGUAUUAAGCUCUAAUGUCAAGAUUUUCCAUCGUGUGUUUGUGAGAAUUAAAAAAACAAACAGAUGUUAUUUUGGUUUGGUUACACUGACGCACUGUUUUGCAGCGAUCAUGGUGAAUGUAAAAUGUUCUGCGUCACAUAAUUGCCCAAGAUCAGAGCAUUUAUCUUUCUCAGCCGUGAUUAUUUGAAAGUUAAAGUGAACACAUUCUCGCUUUUACAGAUGAAAGUCUUUCAAGGUGAGAAAGAGGGUGAAAUAUUUCAAAUGUCGCUCGACUGACCCGUUUUGGCUUCUUUAAAGACUUAUGACACUUUUGGGCUUCCAUAUUUUGUUUUUAUUUGGUGUAUUGUCAGAUAAUGUUUUUUUAUAAACUGUAAAUGUUAAACUGAUGUUCAAAAGUUUAUAUUACAUUCAUCUCUAUGUUUGCAACAGUAAAUAAAAGUGUUAGAACCAUUCAU
This is a messenger RNA of Xyrauchen texanus (razorback sucker), 2683 nucleotides long. RefSeq names its product protein shisa-5-like. Lineage: Eukaryota; Metazoa; Chordata; Actinopteri; Cypriniformes; Catostomidae. The transcript is spliced from 5 exons. Bases 261 to 974 code for a protein of 237 amino acids. The record is from RefSeq and is a predicted model, not a curated record.